AACCUAUGGUUAUUGGGCUCCUCUUCUCAGCCUCUCUUAUGGUAUGGUGGACAUCAAGAUCCGAAGACCUCCCGCUGCUGCCUCCGAUGUUCGAUCAUCUUCUCCGGCCACUUCAUCCGACAUCAAAUAGAUGGAUUCAACUCGUGAAGUGAUUAGUAGAUCCAUAUAUAACUCCAAAGUCUAGACUUUCCUCAGUGACAGCCACAUCCACUGAUGUGUUUCGAGAUGAUGACUCACAAAAUUGUUGAUAUGCUGCUGGCUCACCGAUUGUGCCACUUGUUCCCCACAUUUGCACGUGUGUUCUUGACGAGAAGAGCCUACUCAUCAUUGCUGACCGACAACCUCCUCUCCCCAUCGGCCACUAAGUCUACAAGGGGCCAUGGUGGAGGAGGGAGCGACACUUUGGGCCGGAGGCUACUAAGCCUAAUAUACCCAAAGCGGAGCGCUGUGGUGGUGCUGCGUAAGUGGGCGGAGGAGGGGAAGAGGGUCCAGAAGUACCAGCUCAACCGUGUUGUCCGUGAGCUCCGCAAGUACAAGCGCUUCAAGCAUGCCCUCGAAAUAUGUGAAUGGAUGACAACUCAACCAGACAUCAAACUGCUACCGGGAGAUUAUGCUGUUCAUUUAGACUUGGUUGCAAAGGUUCGUGGCUUGGCCAGUGCGGAGAAGUUCUUUGAAGAUCUUCCUGAGAGGAUGAAGGGGCAAUCUACCUGCACAGCGCUUCUCCAUACUUACGUGCAGAGUGAGUUGUCUAACAAGGCAGAGUCUCUAAUGGAAGAAAUGUCAAUUCAUGGUCUCCUUAGAUGUCCUCUUCCUUAUAAUCAUAUGUUGACUCUCUACAUAUCGAAAGGCGAGCUGGAUAAGGUACCAAAAUUGGUUAAGGAGUUGAAAAGAAACACAAAACCAGAUGUGGUCACCUACAAUCUAUGGCUAAGUGCUUGUGCCAAGAAAGAUGAUGUGAUGGGUGCAGAAGAGGUCCUCCGUGAGAUGGAAAAGGAGAAGAUAACUACUGAUUGGAUAACAUACAGCAUGUUAGCCACCAUCUACAUCAAAGCUGUCUGCAGUGAGAAAGCCAAGGAAGCAUUGGUAGAAAUGGAGAAAAGGGCUUCCAGAAAAGAACGAGCUGCAUAUUGCUCCCUUAUUAGUCUGCAUGCUAGUCUAUCAGAUAAAGAAAAUGUAUACAGAAUAUGGAAUAAAAUAAAAUCAACAUUCAGAAAAAUGAGUGAUGUCGAGUACAAGUGCAUCCUUUCAUCUCUUACAAAGUUGGGUGACAUUGAAGAAGCAGAGAGCAUCUACAGUGAAUGGGAGUCAGUGUCAGGCACACGGGAUUCAAGGGUUCCAAACAUACUCCUUGGAUAUUACAUCAAGAAUGAUAUGAUGGACAAGGCUGAGAAUUUUCAUGAGCAUACGGUACAAACAGGAGUCAAGCCUAGCUAUACUACAUGGGAACUACUUGCUUGGAGUUAUUUGAGUAAGAAGAGAAUAGACAAGGUUUUACAUUGCCUGAAGAAUGCCUUCUCAAUCCUGGAGAAAUGGGAGCCUAAUGUUGGAAUUAUAAGAGCUGUGUUUAGCAAGCUGGAGAUGAUGGGUGAUGUUGAGGGGGCAGAGCAGUUCUUGGUUAUGCUUCGAGAUGUAGGGUAUGUGACAACAGAAAUAUAUAACUCAUUGCUUCGGACUUAUGCAAAAGCUGGUAAGAUGCCACUGAUAGUUGCUGAGCGCAUGAAGAAGGAUGGUGUUCAGAUGGAUGAAGAGACUCGCGGUCUCCUGAGGUUGACAAGCAAAUUUUGUAUUGGUGGAGUUUCAACACUAAUUUCUUGAGAAGGUUGAGCUUCCACAAUUUUUUUUUUUUUGAAAUGACACUGGGACUGCUCUCACCAAGGAAAUGAAUAUAUUUUUGUUUCUAUCGGGCCAUGAUAUCUUUGAACUGCACUCCACUAGCCAUAAUAGCAUUCUUGCUAGUCAUUCUACUUGGCAUACCGAAUGCUAAUCACCAUUUUGUUCCGGUGCUACCAAGAAACUCGAAGUAAGUUGACUAAGCAAAAUUUUCUGAAGCUCGCCAAUGGUAAGCGAUGUUGAAGAGAUUACAGAUUAUCUGCGCUAAGCCAUUAGCUAUGCCAGUUCCCACCCACCUAUACCUUGGCUAGUUGUAGGCGUUUGCUUCAACAUAUUUUUCAUACAGAAGCAGACAGGAUGCAACUAAGUGCUUUAUGACUUCUACCUCGCCUUUGGUUGCAGUUAUCUAAGAUGAAGGUGUAAUAGUUCUAUAGUAAGAGGUCUCUCCUUUUGCAUUUUCAUGAAAUAUGCCUGAUUCUUGGUCAUAUUGAUGAACUGCAAAUGCGAAUCUGGUACACUAUUGUCCUUCUUGAUUGCUGGUAAGCUGAUUUAGCAUUAAAUUAAAUAUUCUGAUUA
Molecule: messenger RNA, 2406 nt
Organism: Phoenix dactylifera (date palm)
Lineage: Eukaryota; Viridiplantae; Streptophyta; Magnoliopsida; Arecales; Arecaceae
Product: Pentatricopeptide repeat (PPR) superfamily protein
Cellular component (GO): mitochondrion
Molecular function (GO): protein binding
Source: RefSeq, a predicted model, not a curated record